Chinchilla lanigera (long-tailed chinchilla) is the source of this 823-nucleotide messenger RNA. RefSeq names its product chromosome unknown open reading frame, human C1orf64 (gene Srarp). The transcript has 2 exons. Lineage: Eukaryota; Metazoa; Chordata; Mammalia; Rodentia; Chinchillidae. The coding region runs from base 146 to 646 and encodes 166 amino acids. Gene Ontology annotation, biological process: positive regulation of intracellular estrogen receptor signaling pathway. Gene Ontology annotation, cellular component: nucleus; cytoplasm. The record is from RefSeq and is a predicted model, not a curated record. Gene Ontology annotation, molecular function: nuclear estrogen receptor binding.
UGCCCCAGGCCAGUUCCUGUCGCUCAAGGUGGAAUUCACUCAGCGGAUCCGGAUCCGGUGAAUAUAAAAGGUUUUGUCCUGGGCCGGAGUAGCCGCAUCCUGGAAGAGGUAGCCAAGGACCAAGCCUCUCCUGCCAGAGCCAGGCAUGGCCCCCUCGGAAGACCCCAGGGACUGGAGAACCACCCUCAAAGACACCGUGGGCCUGGAGACUAUCUCUGGUGGGAAGCCAGCCCGACCUCAGGCUGUCCCCAUGGCGCAUGUGACUUUCGUCAUUGACUGUGCCCGUGGGAGGCAGCUCUCCCUGGCAGCACCCCCAGCACCGCCCCAAGUCCCCAGUCCCAGCCAGGGCCCUGUUACCCCGGCAGUGAAGACCUACAUUGUGUUCUGCGGGGAUAACCAGGCCCCCACGACUCAGGGCAUCCCCCUGGAGGGGCCGUGCUCUGCCCAGGCCAAGGACACCCUGUCCCCCUGCGCGGGGGCCAAGGCCCCCACCUCCCGCCCCACCAGCCUGUCCAGCCCUCAGGAGCUUCCUAGAGCCAAGGGGGCUCCCCGGAAGGUGGAGGCUGCGGCCUCUUCACCUUGGGGGGCCGUGAAGGGCUCGCUCAAAAAAGCCCUGUCCUCUUGCGUGUGCGGACAGGCCGAUUAGGGCCGACCUCCCUUCCCCAGCCUGGCGGGAGUCUUCCGGCCUGAGCCCGGUGAAGCGCGGGGACUGCAGCAGCCAGGCCAGGGCCGCCACUGUGAUUUCCUGGAGGGGCUCACUUUCUCGGGGUGGGGGAUGGGAGGAUGGAACAAAUAACCAAAUAAAGGCGACUUGGGACAGGGA